Naegleria fowleri is the source of this 1806-nucleotide messenger RNA. RefSeq lists its product as uncharacterized. The record is from RefSeq and is a predicted model, not a curated record. Lineage: Eukaryota; Heterolobosea; Eutetramitea; Acrasida; Naegleriidae. The coding region runs from base 1 to 1806 and encodes 601 amino acids. Gene Ontology annotation, molecular function: pre-mRNA 3'-splice site binding. Gene Ontology annotation, cellular component: spliceosomal complex. The transcript has a single exon. Gene Ontology annotation, biological process: mRNA splicing, via spliceosome.
AUGUCCAAACAUGCCACCAUCGACAACAACUCAUCAUCGGACGGCCUCGUGGCCAAAUCAGAUGCCGUUGCUUCUUCGCAACGUCUUUCAAGAGAGGAGUACAAGAAACAACAGCUCAUCGAAGAAGCCCGUAAAAAUGGUUUGAUCAUGCCUGAGAAAGACGAACAAGGAAGAGACAUCAAUCCGCAUAUUCCGCAAUACAUCAAACAAGCACCAUGGUAUGUAGAUAAAGGUGCUCCGAGCUUGGACCAUCAAAGAUAUUCAGAACAAGAACGUGAAGAGUUUUCAAAUUGGUACAACAGAGGAAUUAAAGUGUUGGCAGCAACAAAAUAUAGAAAAGGUGCUUGCAAGAAUUGCGGAGCAAUGACGCAUGCAACAAAGGAUUGCACAGAAAGGCCCCGAAGAAAGGGUGCUGCAGUCACAAAUCUUGACAUCGCUCCUGAUGAAUAUGUACAACAAGUGGAGUUGAAAGGAUUCGAAGCAAAAAGAGAUCGUUGGAACGGUUAUAACCCUGAUCUGUAUUCAAAAGAAGUCAUUGAAAUGCAUCAAGAAUUAGAACAAGAAAGAAAGAAAAUUAAGGAUCGAAAACUUCAUGAAAAGAUGAUCGAAAAACAGAAAAGAAAAGAGGAAAUGAAAAAGAAAAUGAAUGGCGAGUCAAGUGACAAGCAAAAAGAGGAUGAUGAUAACUCAUCAAGCGAUGACGAUGAAUAUUUUUCUUCUUCCGAUAGCGGAGAUGAAGAUUUGGAACAAUCUGCACGAAAUGGAAAGAAAGAAGUUAAAACUGCCAGCGUCUCUCAAUCAAUGCGUACACGUGAGGACAUUCCUAAAUAUCUGUACAAUUUAGAAUUAGAUAGCGCUCACUAUGACCCUAAAACACGUUCCAUGAGAGGAAAUCCCUUGCCUUUCGUUGAUCCUAGCGAAGCUACAUACGUUGGUGACAAUGCACUCAAAAAAUCAGGAGAAUAUCAAGAAUUUAUUCAAGCCCAAAAGUUUAUGUGGGAUGCAGGCAAGAGAGGAGAGGAUAUUAACUUGGCUGCUGUACCUACUCAAGCUUUUAUGGGAUUUUCAACCUUCCUUUCGAAGAAAAAAGAAUUGGAAGAAUCUAGGAAAAAAGCUGUUAUUGAAAGAUAUGGAGGAGAAAAAUUCCUUAACAAACCAACAGAAUUCGAAAGUGCACAAACAGAAAACUAUGCAGAAUAUUCAACAAGUGGUAGAAUAAUUGGAGGAAAACAACAGGCUACAAUUAAGAGUAAAUAUGAAGAGGACAUGUACUAUAAUGGACAUACUAGUGUCUUUGGAUCAUACUGGGAUCCAAAGAAAGGAUGGGGAUUUAAAUGCUGCAAACAAUUCGACAGAAAAAGCUACUGUACAAACAUAUCACCACAAACAAAUACUGCUACAUCACCAGCAUCCUCUUCCACUGUUCACUCUUCGAAUGGAGACGUUUUACCUCCUGCAAAAUCUUCCUCACAAAAUACUGUUAGUGCUACGAACAACAAAACUCAACAACCACGAACAACAAAUUUAACAAACAACAACAAUCAUGCAUCUAGGCAAGAUGGAAGACAAGACGGAAAACAAGAUGGUAGAGUCCAAAACGAAUCAAGCAAACCAAAGAAAGAUUUUGCAGUUCCAAUUCCACAAGAAAAGAAGAGAAAGGUGGAUGAAAAGACCUCGUGGAAUGAAAAGAAAACCAAAUACUCUGGCUACGAUCAUCACAACUAUACCGUCUCAGAACAAGAAAUGGAAGAAUACCGUAAAAACAAGACACUUUUCGACGAUCCAAUGAAAGAUUACAAAGACUAA